This is a messenger RNA of Naegleria lovaniensis, 777 nucleotides long. RefSeq lists its product as uncharacterized. The transcript has a single exon. NCBI's taxonomy places the organism in Eukaryota, Heterolobosea, Eutetramitea, Acrasida, Naegleriidae. The coding region runs from base 1 to 777 and encodes 258 amino acids. The record is from RefSeq and is a predicted model, not a curated record.
AUGGCUUGUUUGCCCAUAAUCUCAGCCUUUGUAUUGAUCCUUGCUCUCUAUAGUUCAGUUGCGGCAGCAGCAACUCUCAUGGAUCGUUCCUUGUGGUUUGGUUCAUCAUCCAUCGGACAAAGGAUCAUUUCACAUCAAAUGGUAAAUCUUACCAAUGCGAACCAAUUCAAAAUGGACACGCAGAUUUUCAAAAAUUCAAGCUUUCCUUCCUAUUCGUUCAUAAUGGGUGAUUUUCAACUCUUUGACGUUCAAGAAAACAGUGAAACUUGUCAACCAAAAAACGUAACAUUUGUCAAGCUCAAUUCAUAUGGAAAUUCAAUCACUAUUGCCAGUUCUGUUCAUCGAAACGAUAUAAUGUUCAUUCACGAUUGUUUGCAAACAAAUAAGGAAGAUUAUCACUUUUGUCAAACAACCUUGCAAGAUACAAAAGGCAUGGUUUGUUUGAAAAUUGACGAUGACAUGAAAACAGAUGGAGAAUUUAAAAUGGCCAUCAAUUUGAACCUAUUCUCGUGUGUAGAUCCAAGUUUUGAGUUGAAACCAACGUGUAAUUUGACAUCUUUAGAUAUUAUUAUGGUCUACAGUUAUCCAGGAGAUGGAGCUCGUCUACUGAGAAAUGUUGCAGUCGCUGUUUUGGUGAUAUUGAUCCUUGGUUGUGUUUCAUGUCUUUUAGCAUGUGGAUGGGUGGCUUAUUGUUGCAUGAUUAAAAGAAGAAAGCAAAAACUACUCCAAGGCACCAAUACCAGACAUGGAGAUAUUCAGUUAAUCGACGAGGAAUAA